Messenger RNA from Penaeus vannamei (Pacific white shrimp), 976 nucleotides. The record is from RefSeq and is a predicted model, not a curated record. NCBI's taxonomy places the organism in Eukaryota, Metazoa, Arthropoda, Malacostraca, Decapoda, Penaeidae.
AUGUGGGUCCACCAAGAGCUCCAAAUGCAGAAAAAAGUUGAAAGUAAUGCGCUGCUACUUGCUUCCACAGUGGACGCGGCGGUAAGUAAUCGUCAAUUGGUGACAAACAGGGACCAUCUCGAUGAAACGAUCGACCCCUACCUAGUACCCGCCGAACACAACACCUAUGGAAGAGCCCUUAUGGAUACCCAGAAGUAUGUGAAUGAACCAAUCUGCCCAUUGUACAUAAAGCCUGUGUGGGAAGAAGCAGUGGUAAGUGUGCUUAGGUUCUGGGUUCGUUGCCAGGCACGUUCAGGUGCACAGGUUGUCCAUUCUCUGGUGACAGUAUGGGAGAAUUUACAGAAAACCACAUUUGUCCAUGUGACUGAAACUUUGAAAUAUCCUGUAACAGUAAUAAAUCGGUCUACUGUCACAAUACCUGCGCCGCCCAUUUACAAGACGGAAACCAUUAUUGUGCCGGAGGAGAAAACGGUAAUGUCUGCGAGGAUUGACACUGUUGCAUACACCAUAACUCAGACAAACCUCGAGGUUAUAACAUAUACACUAACAAAUACAAUCACUACAACGACAUUUGAAGCAGAAUGGAUUACACUAACUGAGUACGAGACCUCUUGGGAAACGGUGAAUGUGCCCGUGACGAGUAUCACCACCAUCUGGACACAAGAGGUGGAGGUUGUGACGCAGCCAGUGUAUGUGACGACGAACCUGUGGGUCGAGGCACCCCAGCUGAGCCUUAUCACUUCCACACACUAUGUGCCACACUACCACACCCAGACAACCACCGUCACCAAUAAAGUCUACGAGACCAUCUGUACUAAACCAGGAUACUACUGAUAGAAACUAGAAAAUCGGUACAUUGUAAAUAUUGUAUAUGUAAACAUCGAUUUUAUUCAACUGAUUUUUAGAUGUAAAGAAAAUAUUUUAACGUUUUACUUUGUAUGUAUAAAUAAAAUAAAUAAAUAAAAACUUUGGAAAG